AUGUCACAGAUAUCAAUACGAACAAUCGAAUCAAUACUAAAUCAGUACAAUCAAGAACUAGAAUCAUUGGACAUCCCAGAUUUACUCACUUUCCGACUGCUGCAAUCAUCAUCAACGGCAACACAACCAAUAACAAGAUCCCCAUAUGUCAACCAAUUCAAACUCCAACAAAUCAAACAAAGUCUAUCUAAUCUAGAUACAGAAUUAGAUAAACAUAAACAUAAUAAAUCAUAUCAUGAAUUGCGCAAUCAGUUGAAUGAAUUGUAUAUAAAUAUCUUAGAUGAGAAAAUCUACGUGAAUUCAAAAUUAAUCAACGAAUUUGAAUUACAAAACGCUCCAAUAUCAGCAUCUACCAGUAGUAAUGAUUCCAGGAAUACUCCAGAAACAGAAUCAAAACAAGCAGGAGAAGAAGGAAUUGAAACCAAGGAAGAAGAUUUACAAUCCUUACGUAAACGAUUAUUAUCAGGUGGUAAGACAUCAUCAUUAUUAGAUGCUGAAAAAGAUUUAUCAAAAGUAAAUGAAUAUCAUGAAUCUAUUCAAGAAGAUAUAAUGAACGAAUUAAGUGAAUUAACAUCAACAUUAAAAACAAGUGCUGUUAAAUUUAGUUCUAAAAUCUUAGGUGAAGAUUUAUCAUUAUUAAAUGAAACAAAUGAUAAUAUUAUUAAGAAUACAAGUUUAUUUAAAGUAAUUGAUCGAAAUUUAAAUCAUUAUCUUGAAAAUAAAACUGGUGGGAAAAUUGGGGUUUUAUUUUUAAUUAAAGUUUCAAUUGGUUUGGCAAUUGUAUUCUUCUUUAUGAUGAUAUUUAUUAAAGUAAUUCCAAGGUUUUAA
Messenger RNA from Hemisphaericaspora subhashii, 828 nucleotides. RefSeq names its product SNAP receptor. Gene Ontology annotation, biological process: retrograde vesicle-mediated transport, Golgi to endoplasmic reticulum. The record is from RefSeq and is a predicted model, not a curated record. Gene Ontology annotation, molecular function: SNAP receptor activity. Bases 1 to 828 code for a protein of 275 amino acids. The transcript has a single exon. Gene Ontology annotation, cellular component: endoplasmic reticulum; SNARE complex. Lineage: Eukaryota; Fungi; Ascomycota; Pichiomycetes; Serinales; Debaryomycetaceae.